Molecule: messenger RNA, 3825 nt
Organism: Vanderwaltozyma polyspora DSM 70294
Lineage: Eukaryota; Fungi; Ascomycota; Saccharomycetes; Saccharomycetales; Saccharomycetaceae
Gene: SKI2
Product: SKI complex RNA helicase subunit SKI2
Exons: 1
Coding region: 1-3825 (1274 amino acids)
Biological process (GO): nuclear-transcribed mRNA catabolic process, 3'-5' exonucleolytic nonsense-mediated decay
Cellular component (GO): Ski complex
Molecular function (GO): ATP binding; RNA helicase activity; RNA binding
Source: RefSeq, a predicted model, not a curated record
AUGAGUUCUCUUGAUACAAUUGAUGCUCUCUACAAGAGUUUAAGAGAAGUUACUAACGAAGAUGUCGAAUUAUUCGAAGAUAAAAUAACUAAAUUAGAUUUCGAUAAGGAUUCAAAAGAGCCAGACUUAGAGAAUAUUAGAAAUAUAUAUCUAAAACCUACAAAUAACUUAUCUUGGGGUUUAUUAGAUUUAGUUCAAAAUGUUCCAUCAAUGAAUUUCUUGGAUGAGCCUAAUGGUAACGAUACAAACCAAUCCGCUUAUGAUUAUAAAGAUCUUUUCCAAUUACCAGAGCCUAUCAAAAGAACAGCAUAUUAUUUUAAAAGACGUGGUAUUGAAGGUCAUAUUGACAAUUAUAAGGAAGAAGUUAACUUAAAGGAAAUUGCAAACGCUAAUGCUUCAAAUUCUUUGUCAUUAACAAGAACAGUUAAUGCACAUGGUAAUUUCAUCUCAGGUUCAAGUUCACAACUUCCAUUUGCUCCUGGUGGUGUAGUUAUGGGCCCUGAAGGCACAAGGAAGAAAAAUACUUCAGCAAUGUCGACUGCUACUAAACUUCUGCAUAAGGAUGACCAAGGUUUAUUUGAUAUCCCAACAGGAUUUGAGCGAGGAAUAUUGCCACAGUUACAUGUGUCUACUACCAAUGAUCAAGUUGAUACUAUUCAUGAGAUUGAUUCUAUUGAUAAUGAAAUUGCAAACAAAGAAGAAAUAGAACAGUUAUAUGAUAAUGAAGAUAACUUAGUUAAAGAACUUACUCAAACUGUUUUGGCUAAUCAACCUACAACCGCAGAUUUAAAUGAAAUCGACGAUCUAUUGCCAAUAGGAAUCGAAUUUGGAAGAACUGUCAAAAACCAACAAAAUUUGCUCGAAAGAAAAGAAUGGGCUCAUGUAGUAGAUUUGAAUCACAAGAUUGAGAAUUUUAGUGAAAUGGUUCCAAAUCCAGCAAGAACAUGGCCGUUCGAGUUAGAUACCUUUCAAAAAGAAGCUGUAUACCAUUUAGAGCAAGGUGAUUCCGUAUUUGUAGCAGCACACACAUCUGCAGGUAAAACCGUCGUUGCUGAAUACGCUAUUGCGAUGUCAAAGCGUAACAUGACUAAGACUAUAUAUACCUCACCAAUCAAAGCAUUAUCGAAUCAGAAAUUUAGAGACUUUAAAGAAACUUUUGAUGACAUUGAAAUAGGGUUAAUUACUGGUGAUGUUCAGAUUAAUCCCGAAGCUAAUUGUUUAAUUAUGACUACUGAAAUUUUAAGAUCAAUGCUUUAUCGUGGUGCUGACCUUAUCAGAGAUGUCGAGUUUGUUAUCUUUGAUGAAGUCCAUUAUGUUAAUGAUCAAGAUCGUGGUGUUGUAUGGGAGGAAGUUAUAAUUAUGUUACCACAGCAUGUAAAGUUUAUUCUGUUAUCUGCUACUGUCCCUAACACUUAUGAAUUUGCAAAUUGGAUAGGUAGAACGAAACAAAAAAAUAUAUAUGUUAUUUCUACGCCUAAAAGACCCGUGCCCUUAGAAAUCAAUAUUUGGGCCAAGAAUACUUUAAUCCCAGUAAUUAAUUCCAAGAGAGAAUUUUUAGAGGCAAAUUUUAAAAAGCAUAAACAAUUGAUAGAAGGGGUUCCAUCUUCUUCCAAGCCAGAUGAUAAGAAGACCAAUAACAGUAGAGGUGGUUCUAUAAGAGGAGGAUCAAGAAGGGGUGGAUCUACAAGAGGUGGUUCUUCAACCAGAGGGAACGCACUCAGUGGAUCUCGUGGUGCUGGUGCUGUUGGUUCUAAUAAAAGUAAAUUCUUUAGAAGAGGUGGUCCUAAUAAGAAGACUUGGCCUGAUAUCAUCAAUUUCUUGAAGGGAAGGGAACUUUUACCAGUUGUUAUCUUUGUUUUUAGUAAGAAGCGUUGUGAAGAUUAUGCUGAUUAUCUAGAGAGUCUGAAUUUCUGCAAUAACAGAGAAAAAUCUCAAAUUCAUAUGUUCAUUGAAAAAUCAAUAACAAGAUUAAAGAAGGAAGAUAGAGAAUUACCUCAAAUUUUGAAGAUUAGAUCAUUAUUGGAAAGAGGUAUUGCAGUUCACCACGGUGGUCUAUUGCCAAUUGUGAAAGAAUUGAUAGAAAUAUUGUUCUCUAAGGGAUUGAUACGUGUUUUAUUUGCUACCGAAACAUUUGCAAUGGGGUUGAACUUACCAACAAGAACUGUUAUCUUUAGUGAGAUUCAGAAACAUGAUGGUGUUGGUCUAAGAGAUUUAAAUCCUGGUGAAUUUACACAAAUGGCGGGUAGAGCAGGCCGUAGAGGGUUAGAUGAUACUGGUACCGUAAUUGUCAUGGCAUAUAAUGAUCCAUUACAAUCGUUAUCAUUUAAGGAAGUAACUCUUGGUGUUCCAACUAAAUUAGAAUCUCAAUUUAAAUUGACUUAUAACAUGAUUUUGAAUUUGCUAAGAAUUGAAGCGUUAAAAGUUGAAGAAAUGAUAAAAUAUUCUUUUAGUGAAAACACCAAGCAAACCUUGCUACCUGAACAUGAAAAGAAGAUUAAAGAAUUACAGGAAUCUUUAUCUGCUAUAAAAGAUAUUGAUUGUGCAGUUUGUGGUGACCAUUUAGAUAGUUUCUUAAAUGAUUCUAUUAGAUACUCUGAAGUAACCGCUAAUAUGAUGGAGGAAUUGACAAAGACAGGUGCUGUUUUCUAUGUGUUAAAGGCAGGAAGACUGAUUUUAUUUAGAGAUAUAGACGGUUCUGCUAAAUUGGGAUUUAUUUAUAGUAACAAUGUGAAGGCAGCAACUCUAAGGGUUAUAUCUUUUACAUCACCAAACAUUUUACCUAAUGGGCAACCUAAUCAUUUGCCAUAUUUAUCUUCCAUUGCUCAGUAUUGUAACAGGUAUUUUAAUAAGUUUAAGAGUAUACCUUUUACUAUUGAGGAGAUUUCUGUGAGCGCUAUUGAAAUUGUUUCCCCAUUAGUUUUGAAAGUUCCGUUCACACAGAUCAUAAAUGGAGAACCGGAAGCAAUGGCCAAAUUACAUGAAGAGAUUAAAGUUGUACUAAGAAUUGCACCAAAGUUGAAAGAAAGUAAGACAGAAAAGAGAGGUAACUUAAAGGUGCAUCAAAGUUUAGUAGAAAGGGCAAACAUUAAAGAAAGAUUGGAGAAUAGUGAGGUUUUGAAAUGUGAUGAUUUAUAUUCACAUUUUGAACCAAAGUAUAAGAAAUUCAUGAUUGAGAAAGAAAUUAAAGGUUUAUAUCAUUUGAUGUCAGAUCAAAAUUUGAAUUUAUUACCAGAUUAUGAGAAGAGAUUAUCCGUUUUAAAAGCCACAGGGUUCAUUGAUCAGAAUCAUAAUGUUAUGUUAAAGGGACGUGUUGCUUGCGAGAUCAAUUCAGGGUAUGAACUGGUAAUCACUGAAUUAAUCUUGGACAAUUUCUUGGGUGAUUUUGAACCUGAAGAGAUUGUAGCCUUAUUAAGUGUUUUCAUUUAUGAAGGUAGAACUAAAGACGAAGAACCACCUAUUGGAACACCAAGGUUAGCAAAAGGUAAGAAGAAGAUUGAAGAGAUUUAUAAGAAGAUGUUGAAUGUUUAUGAAGCAGAACAAAUUCCUUUAACCAGGGAAGAAGCUGAAUUUUUAGAUAUGAAAAGGUUUGCAUUGAUGAAUGUUGUAUAUGAAUGGGCUCGUGGAUUAUCAUUUAAAGAAAUUAUGGAGAUCAGUGUUGAACAAGAAGGUACAGUUGUCAGAGUUAUCACUAGAUUAGACGAAAUUUGUAGACAAGUGAAGACAGCGGCCAUUAUUAUUGGUAAUUCUAAUUUACACCAAAAGAUGACACAAGCCCAAGAGUUGAUUAAAAGAGAUAUUGUAUUUGCAGCAAGUUUGUAUUUGUAA